This is a messenger RNA of Trichoderma gamsii, 375 nucleotides long. RefSeq lists its product as hypothetical. The record is from RefSeq and is a predicted model, not a curated record. Lineage: Eukaryota; Fungi; Ascomycota; Sordariomycetes; Hypocreales; Hypocreaceae. The transcript has a single exon. Gene Ontology annotation, molecular function: manganese ion binding. Bases 1 to 375 code for a protein of 124 amino acids.
AUGCCAAACUCAGAAUCCGUCCCAAGUCUCCUCAACUCAUUUACCGACAAAUGGUCUCCGCGUCUUGUCGUUGCAAUUAACGACCACCACGUCAAAGUUGCCAAAAUAGACGGCGAAUUCAUCUGGCACGCGCAUCCAAAUUCAGACGAACUUUUUUAUUUGUUGGAAGGCAAAUUGACCAUAGAGCUCGAGGGCCACGAUGAUGUUGCGAUGCAGGUUGGGGAUAUGUUUGUAGUUCCAAAGGGCGUCAGACACCGUCCUGUCGCAGAAGAGGCCUCUAUCAUGAUGAUAGAACAUGAGUCUACAAUCAACACUGGAGAUGAAACCAGUUCGGACAGAACAAUACAGGUCAAAGAUGCUCGUAGGCAGUAUUGA